GCUGGGGAAAAUGACCAAAAUGGAUAUAGAACGUCCUGAUAGGGUGGGCACAGGAUUUUCAGAACAGGGCAGAAUUAAAGGGAAAACAGGACAGAGCAGGACUUUGGAAGAAGAACGUUACGGUAGGAGGGGUACGAAUAGAACGCGGGGCAGGGGACAGACUGCAAGUACUGCCCGCCGGAGUCCCGAGUUAGAAUCGAGGGCCGGCGGACGCGCGGAGCGACGCUGGAGACUUGGCCCUGUCUCCUGGGGGCUUCUAUGCAUGCAGUGUAAGAGCAGCGGGCCCUGCCAGGUGGAGAAGUGCGUCCCUGGCCAAGAACUCUGCAGGACCACGGUUUUGCGCGUAAGGGAAGGACGAGAAGAGCUGGAGGUGGUGGAGAGAGGCUGUGCCCACCCAGAGAAGACCAACAGGACCAUGAGCUACAGGGUGGGCAUGCAGAUCAUCACCCUGACGGAGUCCGUGUGUGCCUUCAACUUCUGCAACCGACCCAGCCCUGGCCGGGCUCCUGUCUUUCCUCCAAGCCAUUAUCUUGAAUGUAUUUCCUGCGCCUCAUCAGACAUGAGCUGUGAGAGGGGCCGGGACCAGAGCCUACAAUGCCACAGUCCCGGAGAACAGUGCCUGGAGGUAGUGACCCACCGGAGCCGGGAAGGGAGUCUCCAGGAUGAGACCCACUCGCGAGGCUGUGGCUACCUUCCUGGCUGCCCAGGCCCCACAGGCUUCCACAACAACCACACUUUCCAUUUCCUGCAGUGCUGCAACACCAGCAGAUGCAACGGGGGCCCAGUCCUGGAGCUUGAAAACCUUCCACUGAAUGGCUUCCAGUGUUACAGCUGUGAGGGGAACAGCACCCACGGAUGUUCCGCAGAAGAGACUUCCCUCAUAGAAUGCCGUGGCCCCAUGAACCAAUGUCUGGAAGCCAUGGGCACGAAUGGGCUGGGAAACCCAAGCUACAUGAUCAGAGGUUGUACGACUGCCUCCUGGUGCCAGAGCCUCCACGUGGCUGACGCCUUCAGCCUGACUCAUCUCAACGUCUCCUGUUGUACCACAAGUGGCUGUAACAAUCCCGUCCGGGAUGCCCAGCACCGCAAAGGGGGUGCCCCCCGGCCCGGUCCUGCCCAACUCAGUCUCACCAUCACCUUGCUUAUGACUGCCAGAAUGUGGGGAGGCACUCUCCUCUGGACCUGAACCCCAAAACCUUCACCCUGCCUGGGCUGGAUCCAGGAGACCCCUUUACCCUUCCCUCUGCUCCCAGCCCUGCAGACGUGCUGUGUGACCUCAGGCCAGUGUGCCGUCCUGUUUGAGCCUCCGUAUUCCUAGCUGUCGAAAUGUCUGUCUCACAGAGGUGGCCUGAGAAUCACUCGAGACAGGUGGCUGGCCAACAGGAGCGUUCUUAUUAUUAAUAUUGUUGCCGCUAUUGUUAUUAUUAAUAUUUGUAUUAUUUAUUUUAUACAUAUAUAAAGAUUUUUGUACCAGUA
This is a messenger RNA of Tupaia belangeri chinensis (Chinese tree shrew), 1476 nucleotides long. RefSeq names its product plasminogen activator, urokinase receptor (gene PLAUR). Bases 11 to 1186 code for a protein of 391 amino acids. The transcript has 7 exons. NCBI's taxonomy places the organism in Eukaryota, Metazoa, Chordata, Mammalia, Scandentia, Tupaiidae. The record is from RefSeq and is a predicted model, not a curated record. Gene Ontology annotation, cellular component: plasma membrane.